Molecule: messenger RNA, 900 nt
Organism: Spathaspora passalidarum NRRL Y-27907
Lineage: Eukaryota; Fungi; Ascomycota; Pichiomycetes; Serinales; Debaryomycetaceae
Exons: 1
Coding region: 1-900 (299 amino acids)
Source: RefSeq, a predicted model, not a curated record
AUGCCAGGAUUAACCACUGACCAACUAGAAACAUUCCAAAGAGAAGGUCUCCUAUGUAUCCCCGAUUUUCUCACACCAGAUCAAACAACCCAGCUUGUGAGCCAUGCCAAGGAAUUACUUGCUCAAUGCGAUUUAUCCAAACAUCCACGAACCCAAUUCAAAACUGAUGACAACGACCAUAUAGGUGAUGCAUACUUUUUUGAUUCCUCCGACAAGAUCUCGUUUUUCUUUGAUACUGAUGCGUUUGACGAUUCUGGAAAUUUAAAGUUUCCCUUGGAUAAAGCCAUCAAUAAAAUAGGUCACGGAUUGCAUAUUCAUGAUGCGGUAUUUCAUGAUGUCACAUUUGACCAGCGAGUCAAGGACAUUGCCAGAAGUUUGCAAUAUGUUGAUCCGAAGGUUUUACAAAGCAUGUUGAUUUUCAAACAGCCAACAAGUCAAGAGGAAAGUGAACGAGACAAUGCCGUUCCUCCCCACACCGAUGCUACUUUUUUGUACACUACCCCUCAAUCAGCUAUUGGGUUUUGGUUUGCCUUGGAGGAUUGCACAAUCGAGAAUGGAUGUUUGUCAUAUAGCCCUGCGACUCAUUUGACUCACGAUAUAACUAAACGGUUUGUUAAGAUUGAACAAGGUAGGAAAGGAUGUGGAUUUGUGAAAGUGGAUGGAGAGGAGAAACCAGAUGACGGUGAGUACAAGCUUGUUCCUUGCAAAGCGGGAUCACUUGUUCUUAUACAUAAUUCAGUAUUGCACAAAUCUGAAAAGAAUAGGUCGGACAAGUCACGAUAUGCGUAUGCAUUUCAUGUGAUUGACGGCACUGCCAAAUAUGACGAAUUGAAUUGGUUACAGGUGCCACCCACAUCCAAGAAUGGCACAGAAUUUACAAAAUUGUAUCAUGAAAACUAA